AUGUUUCAACUGAGUAACACAUUCAAUUUCUCCGGAUUGGUCAGGCUUGCUACGCUUGAUCUUGGUAACAAUAGGUUUACUGGUGUGUUACCGCCGACUCUUUAUGAUUGUAAGUCGCUUGCUGCAUUGAGGCUUGCGUCUAUCAGAUUGAGGGACAGAAUACUCACUGGUCUCAAGAAGCUUAGUACCCUUAUGCUCUCCAAGAAUUUUUACUAUGAAGUGAUGAACAUGAUAGAACCUGAUGGAUUCCGAAAUAUCCAAGUUUUAGGAUUAGGUGGCUGUAGUUUCAUAGGUCAAAUACCGAGUUGGCUUAAAAACCUGAUGAAACUCGAGGCCUUGGAUCUUCCGUUUAAUCAAUUCAAUGGUUCGAUACCUCCUUGCUUUGAAGGAAACUCUCAAUUGUGCGGUCUCGUUAUUCAACGCCCUUGUUCUCCUCAACGAAAUACUACCAGUACUUCAGCUAGAGCCUUCCAAGAUUUUUUCAUUGUUUAUAUUGUCAUUGUUUCGUUUGUUAUUCAAAUUUAUUUCUUCGUGACUUUUCUUUCAUAUGUUAGUUAA
Messenger RNA from Vicia faba (fava bean), 558 nucleotides. The record is from the annotation of a GenBank genome assembly. Lineage: Eukaryota; Viridiplantae; Streptophyta; Magnoliopsida; Fabales; Fabaceae.